Messenger RNA from Ricinus communis (castor bean), 390 nucleotides. RefSeq lists its product as uncharacterized. The record is from RefSeq and is a predicted model, not a curated record. The transcript has a single exon. Lineage: Eukaryota; Viridiplantae; Streptophyta; Magnoliopsida; Malpighiales; Euphorbiaceae. The coding region runs from base 1 to 390 and encodes 129 amino acids.
AUGAACUUGCCUUUUAUUGAAGCUAUUUCACAGAUGCCAAAGUAUAUGAAGUUUUUAAAGGAGAUUCUAAGCAACAAGAGGAAGUUAGAGGAUUUAGGAUUGGUGACCUUGAAUGCAGAAUGCUCAGUAGUGUUUCAGAGCAAGAUUCCAAUCAAACGACGUGACCUAGGGAGUUUUACUAUACCUUGUUUGAUUGGGGAUAAAUUGAAAUUGCUAGCAUUAGCUGAUUUGGGAGCUAGCAUCAAUUUGAUGCCUAGCUCAUUGUUUGAGGAGUUAGGACUAAGUAUAUCUAAGCUAACUCCUACGAGGAUGAGUAUACAACUAGCAGACAGAACUGUUAAAUACCCGAAAGGGAUUAUAGAGGAUGUGCUAGUUAAAGUUGAAAAAUGA